CGGAGGAGGCCCCUCGCCGCUCCGUCCAGCGCCGCUCACGUCGGCACCUUCUUCGUCGUCGUCCUCUUCGUCGUCCGCCGACUCGCACGUCAAGCGUCCCAUGAACGCCUUCAUGGUGUGGUCGCGUGCCCAGCGACGCAAGAUCGCGCUGGAGAACCCCAAGAUGCACAACUCUGAGAUCUCCAAGCGGCUGGGCACCGAGUGGAAGCACCUGUCCGAGUCCGACAAGCGGCCCUUCAUUGAGGAGGCCAAGCGACUCAGGGCACUGCACAUGAAGGAGCACCCGGACUAUAAGUACAAGCCGCGCCGGAAGCCUAAGAGCAUGCUGAAGAAGGACGCACACCACCACCGUUUUCCCUUUGCCCUGCCGUACAUCCCGGGUCCAGGAGACUACCUCGGCCUGGCCGCGGGCCUGCCGCGCUCUCUCUUCUCACCGCAUCCGCGGAUCGCCAUUCCGUUUCCGCAGCAUCCGGCCGCCAUGGCCUCGCUGCAGCAGCAUCAGCAGCCGUCGCCAGCUCCGUCACCGUCGCAGGCGCGGUCCACCUCUCCGAGGUCCUGCCACACGGAAGAGAACAACAACCGGCCGUCAUCGUGCGAUGAUGUCGUCAUCGGCUCCGGUGGCCGCAAGCUGAGUUCUCCGUCCUCGCUGUUGGCGACCGCCUCCUCGUCGUCGCCCCCCGCAUCUUCGGCGUCUACAACCCCGACGUCGGACCCCGCGGCGCCCCCCGCGUUCAAGGCGUUCCUGCCGCCCUCGUACGCGUCGCCGUACGUCCCAACGACGUCGUCAGCCGCCGUAGCCGCUGCCGCAGCGUCGUUCUACUCGGCAGCUGGACUGUCAUACCUGAUGCCGUGCGGCUGCGGCUCGCCGUACGCCGGAGGCGCGGCCGACCCCAACUGUCGGCAACACCUGGGGCCCGCGCCGCCAGUUCCGCCCGUGUCGACGUCGUCUUCGCUGUUCGCGUUCAAUCCGUUCCUCAAGUCGGUCGAGUCCGGUCUGCCUCCGGGCUACGCGGGACACGCGGCCAUGGCUGCGGCGGCUGCCGCCGCGGCUGCAGCGGGCUCCCUGCUCGACGAUCCGCAGUCCAUGUCUCCGUCGGCGGCCGCCCACCUGCUCGGCCUCUACUCGUCACUGGCCAGGCCCAAACCGCACGACGCCCGGCUUGAGGCCUAGCGGUUGCCACACAGCGACCGCGCUGCCUGCAAGUCAGCGCUGAAACAGCAGCGGCAUCGUCACGGCGACAGAGUCCCGGAUGUGCCACAGCCACGCGACGGACACGGUGAAAAAGAGACAGUGAACACGUGCACAUAGUGCUUCACAUAAGUGUGCGACAUGGUGGUGCGCGCGUUUUGUUUUACGUUAUCGUUCACAUUCCACCUUCGAGACGCGAAAUCCGCGACGAGGCUUGGAUCAAGGGAGCGCUGAGUACCGACGCACUGAGUCAAGUCAAAGCCGUGUUUUAGGGUCGGCAAGCCUGUACAGAACUUCUUAGGAUAGGGGGUAUAGGGAGCGGUGUGGCCCGUAUGCGAUCAUGCGCGCAUGCAUCGUGUUUUGCCAGGGCAGUGUUUCACGCAAUGAAUUGUUUCAGCUCCGCCUGGAAGCAGCGGCUAAUUUAAGAUCACUGUCACGCGUACGGAACAAUGAGAUGAGCCGGUUUUUCGAGAUACUUGAAACUCGUGCCGUCUGCAUAAACCGAGGCGAUGUGCUUGACAGUGGCCAGUGGUGGCUCAAGCCGAGAAAAAAAAAGCAAGAAAGAAAAAGUACAUGUCUCUAUUACUUAGUGUCCUCCUAACUUUUUUUUUUCUUCUUUUUGGCAAAGACGGCGAAAUGCGAUUCAAUACGUGGAAGUUUGUCAGUGCUCAUUGUGCUGUAGCGUCUCGCCCGAUUUACUGUCCGGCAAUGCAGAGGUUCUACAUUGGGAAUUGGGAAUUUUCGUUCGAUAUAUAUGAUAGAGAAACUUCAAAGGAAAUGCGUUCGGAUGCGUGUCGUGGACAACGCUAAAGUGUGUUGCGGUUCAGUUUUGCUGUGUAAACACGAGUGCGCGAAUGUUACAUGUGUUCAUUUCAUUUAAUAUUUAUUUGUCGAACAUCGUAUUGCUCUUAUCAUUGAGCAUUCCCGAGAGGUAAUCAUUCUUGACUCACGGGCUCGUUGCAGUCAUUCUCCAGCGCACAAGUUUUACGUGUGCACAGAGCCAACGUUGCAUCCGCAUGCCAACAUCAAAACGUUUCAAGCCAGAAGUGUAGCGUGGUCGGGAUUAUUAAGCCACACAGCGCGCCUUCGAGUCGGAGGCCACCUUUCUAGUCAGCACUUAGCGGCACUCAAUCAAAGCCCACCUGUAGGGUUUGGAAAUGUGUGUUUGUUUUUUAGUUAUCAUAAUCUUUUGCUCGCCUCACGUAUACACCGGCUUUCAUGUCAGUGCGUGUGGAUGCAAUUAAAGAAGAUUGGGAGAAGUCAAGUUUAGUGUCGUGGAAGAGAGCACACGACUUACGCUAACGCAAGCUUGACAGAAUUCAAAACGCCACCGCGCCUACAUUCGGUUUUGCGGAGUAAGCGAUGCCCAUCUGCGAACUGUAAAGGCGCGCCUAAUGUUACAAUAGGCUAUGCACGACAGCCGAGCAGCGGCAAAGGACAAUCGGAACAUAGCGAGACUUGUUCCCACACAAGUGAGCGGCAAUGUCGCGGUAAAUUCUUUCAAAAAGUGUGUGACUCAAACCGCUGGCUAUGGCACAAAGCCUAUCGCAAUAGUGCAUAUAGUAUAGUGAGCGUUUCUUUAUCUCUUCAACAUAGGUGUCAAUUUCACACAUUGGGCGGUAUGAUCUGCCUGGCACUUUUUACAAUAGCACACGUGUGAUGUCGCAAAAGAAAAAAAAACACUUAGCGAGUAGCUUUAACGAGAGCUUUUCGCAUGAUUUAUUGAGCAGAUGCAAAAAGGCUUGCAGACCGCUGACAUUGCGCCAGCUUUAUCUCGUGUAGCGCACAAUGCCGUUAACCACUCAAAAACUGUCGAUUGUUAGAUCAAUCGCAGUUUAUUGAAAGCGCUUACGUUGAAACCUGGAACUCCGAGCCAUGACUUUAAGUGGAGGGAAGCGAGUGAUAUGGUCAUAACAUAUCCUUUCAGAUAUUUCUAGUAACUCUGAAAAAAAGAAACUAGCAUACUGUGAAUGUGGAUUGUUUAACUCCUGUGAAAAAAGCGAUGGAGCCGCUCACCACAUUUACAAGAUUGCUGUGUACGACGCAAUAAAUAAUGGGCUGAAUGACCGCUCGUGCGGAAGUUUAGUGUUGCCCGUACAGACGUCUAAAUUGUACACACUACCGCAAGGGAACGUGUCGCGAUUUCCUUUGUUAAGAUCAGAACGCCAAUUACUCAUUCCUUGAGAGUAACUACUGUCGGUUGUGCACACAACUGCAAUAAUUAACCUCCUUUGGACCAGAAAUGUACGUGGACCCUUAUAAUAACUUACAACUGUGCUGCUAUAUUAUUUUAUUAGCACAGGGCAAUGCUAAAAUAUAUAAAUUGCCCGGUAAUGCUCAAAUACAGUUCCACAUCGAGGAAAAUUGGAAGAUUUUGUUCCCGUUUAUUUCUAUAGCCACGGAGAAUACUUUUGUAUACAUAUAUAAAAAAGAAUCAAAUGGUAUUUUAAUUAAUUCUUAUUUAGUAUAAUAAUGAUCUAAUUAGCAAUUCGUUUGCUAAGCUAUCUACAACUGAAAGCCCUCUCAGGAGUAUCAAGGGUUUCUCCGUCUGCCUUGUAAGUGGGUAAUAUAACCUAAAAGUGAACAUCUUUUUUGUUACGUAGGCCGGUUUGUGCUGUGUUUUUACGCUGUACCUUUCUAUCAAGCUUGCGUCAGCUUGUGAAAGUCACCUCAACGAGUAGUCAAGCGAAAUGAAUCGAAUGUCGGCGUGUGAUCGGCUCACGUUUUUGCUGUGAUUGUAUCACCACAUUGCUUGCCAAAGGCACAAAACGUGCCAUUCAUUCCAAUGGUGAACAGUUCGCUUUCAUUUUCGCGUUAGAAGUUGUUUCCUCGUUGUGCAAGCACGUGCAUUUAAGUCAUUAUUUCGUGGGAAAUCCGUCACAUUUAUUUCAAUAAAGAGAAGAAUAAAGAAAAAAAAGGCAAAUAGUUUGAGAAGUUGCCUUUGUUGUAUAGUUCUUUUAGUGCAUCUGUUGAAAUCUCUCACGUGUGUUAUUAUUAUUUUUUUUUAAUUUCUUUCUUCAUAAUGCAUAGUUCUGAAUAAAUGGUUUUACCAACUGCUUUUCACAUGCUGAA
Molecule: messenger RNA, 4261 nt
Organism: Dermacentor andersoni
Lineage: Eukaryota; Metazoa; Arthropoda; Arachnida; Ixodida; Ixodidae
Source: RefSeq, a predicted model, not a curated record